Molecule: messenger RNA, 2046 nt
Organism: Zea mays
Lineage: Eukaryota; Viridiplantae; Streptophyta; Magnoliopsida; Poales; Poaceae
Product: phosphatidylinositol 4-phosphate 5-kinase 4
Exons: 8
Coding region: 375-1517 (380 amino acids)
Biological process (GO): phosphatidylinositol phosphate biosynthetic process
Cellular component (GO): plasma membrane
Molecular function (GO): 1-phosphatidylinositol-4-phosphate 5-kinase activity
Source: RefSeq, a predicted model, not a curated record
CCCGGGAGAGCACACAGCUCGGCGGGGCGGGCAGCGAGCGGGCGCGCGAGCUCGGCGUCGUGGCGGAGCAAAACUUCCGGGGGCGGGGGGAGAGGAGAGAGAAACUUUGAAAGGGUCCGGUUCUGCUGGGGUCGCGGGUCUCUGGAUGGGGACAACACGUGCGGCAUUGCCGAGAGGAGGUGCGAGAGCGACGCUUUUGGAGAAGGACGAAGACGACGACGAGGGGGCGCGCCGCGACGGUGAGGGUGGAGGACGCCGGCGAUGGGAGGGGCCUGCCGCCGCCGUCGCCGGCGACAGGGCCCUACGCCGGCGGUCGGCGCGGGCCGCGGCGGCAGGGCGAGACCAUAGCCAAGGGCCACAAGAACUACGAGCUCAUGCUGAACCUGCAGCUCGGCAUCAGGCACGCAGUAGGAAAGCAAGGCCCAAUUACACUUGAUCUCAAGUCAUCAGCAUUCGACCCCAAGGAGAAAGUAUGGACAAGGUUCCCACCGGAAGGCUCGAAAUACACUCCUCCACACAGUUCGUGCGACUUCAGAUGGAAGGACUACUGCCCGCAAGUAUUCCGGACGUUGCGCAAGCUGUUCAAGGUCGAUGCCGCGGACUACAUGCUGUCUCUCUGUGGAGACCAGGCUCUCCGGGAGCUCUCGUCUCCGGGCAAGAGUGGGAGCUUCUUCUAUCUCACGAGCAACGACCAGUACAUGAUCAAGACGAUGAAGAAAUCUGAAGUGAAGAUAUUUCUGAAGAUGAUUCGAGCUUAUUACAACCAUGUCAGAGCGUUCGAGAGCACUCUGGUCACCAAGUUCUUCGGUCUUCACUGUGUCAAGUUAGCUGGAGCGAACCAAAAGAAGGUCCGUUUUGUCAUAAUGGGAAACCUGUUCUGCUCCGACUACUCCAUCCAUAGGCGGUUUGACCUGAAAGGUUCGUCACUGGGACGGACGACGGAUAAGCCACAGACGGAGAUUGACGAGUACACUACCCUGAAGGAUCUUGAUCUUAACUUCGUGUUCCGGUUGCAAAAGCACUGGUACCAGGAGUUCCAAAGACAGGUCGACAGGGACUGCGAGUUUCUGGAGCAGGAAAAUAUCAUGGACUAUAGUCUUCUGGUUGGUGUACAUUUUAGGGACACUAGGGAUAGGCUAUUGACCGGAGGUUCAUUCGAUAGCGACUGCAGCAGAGGAUCGUCGCCUCACUUGUCUCGAGGAGAUACGGAUCCAAACAGGUUAGCCAAGAUAAAACUUGGGUCUAACAUGCCGACGAGAGCCGAACGGACGAUACGAAAGGGUGACUGUGAGGUGCAGAUCAUGGGAGAGCCUACGGGGGAGUUGUACGAUGUCAUACUGUACUUCGGGAUCAUAGACAUCCUCCAGGACUACGACAUCAGCAAGAAGCUCGAGCACGCGUACAAGUCCUUCCAGUACGACCCGACGUCCAUUUCGGCGGUGGAUCCGAAGCAGUACUCGAGGCGCUUCAGGGAUUUCGUGUUCAAAGCGUUCCAGGAAGACAGGUUCGACUUGUGAAGGGACGCGUGGGAAGCUCGAUCGGGAGGCUACCGUUGCCGCUGACACGGGUUAACCAGUGUUGAGAUCCGCACUGCAGCAGAGCUUUUGGUGACCCUACUUCCACUUGCACUCGCCGGAUUGAUGAAGCUCCUGCAUGCAUUGCAUGCGGAGUCUCCAAGGGGAUUUCAGCUGGCACUCAUGCAUUCAAGUAAAGGCUCCAAUUCGAGAUACCGGUGCGUUUCAAUAAGCAGGUUCAACAGUAUCUUUCAUUACAAAAAAAACAGCUCUGCUUUUCGGGCAGCUGCUAUGUCGCACUGCACAGUGUGGCGUAGCGCAGCGAUGGCAAGCUAAGCCUAAGAAAAAAACAUACGUGCAUAUAGAAACCACUGAUAUUAGUGUAGACGCUGACAACCUACGGAGAAAUUUGUAAUUGCAGUUCAGGGAUGUAAAUCUUUUUACGAGGCAACAGGUCACAGUUCUUAUUGUCUGGUAGUGAUAGCAGUGUGCGCAUUUCAAUAUAUUCUCUGAUGGAAUUGUCUUGGGUUUG